This is a messenger RNA of Oncorhynchus mykiss (rainbow trout), 1842 nucleotides long. RefSeq names its product thymus, brain and testes associated (gene tbata). The record is from RefSeq and is a predicted model, not a curated record. NCBI's taxonomy places the organism in Eukaryota, Metazoa, Chordata, Actinopteri, Salmoniformes, Salmonidae.
UUUUUUUUAAAAGACAUCAGAUUUUUGUUAUUUUUCAUGUCUUGCUUAACAAAACUCUAGACCUAAAGAUACCUUAUAAAAUCAUGAUAUUUGAUUUAAAAAAAAAAACAUUUUGAGCACUAAAGCUGCAACAACUUUGCCUGCACAAGACUGUUACGAAGUCCACAUUACUUCUCAAGUUUCCAUGACAACAUUAUAUUAUUUAUAUACAGUAUUGUGCACACUGUACACAACAAGGCUUUGGGUUGUAUAGUGUGGAAUUUAAAUGUUACCUUUCAAUGGCAAUUGAUCUGUCUCUAAUAGUACCAUUUAGCAAUCGCUUUUAUCCAAAAGCAGGUGACCCCGGGAAUCGAACCCACAAUCCUGCCCAUUUGCAAGCACCGCGCUCUACCAACGGGAGCCAUAUCACCCCUUCGCAUCCACAAUAAAACUCUGUGAUAUUUCUCUCACAGAUCGUCAUGUCGGUCUUUAACAGCCCAGAUCCCUGUGGUGAAAAGAAAAUAUCUGACAGGAACACGGGUCAUCACGAGGAUAACGUUAUGUCGUACACGGCCGACGUUUCCAACAUGGCCACUAGGGGCAGUCCACGCUUUGGAGCCUUGAGUCACCACUCCUUCUUCUCCAGACACAACCCUCACCCACACAGAGUCACACACAUCCCAGGUCUAAAUGGGAUUCCAGUGUGCAUGGUGAAUGACGACUGGUACGUGACCACCUCACUGUUCCCCCAUCCGCUCAUCAAGAGUCAGGUAUUCAGGACGAGUUCAGGAGCACCGUUCUCCCUGCCUGCAGGACACAGCGUGUUCGGAGGCAGAUACAGCACCGGACACAGAACAGCUCUGUUAUCAGAAGCCUGGAAAGAGGAGUUGAAAGAUCUGUCUGCAAAAGUCAGCGUUUCUACACAGGACAAAAAGGACAUGAAAGAUGAGAAUGAAGAGGAGGGUCUAGGACUGAUCCGGAGGAAGACCCAGUACUCUGCCAAAACAGGGAGGAUCAUCCCUCCCUCCUCCCAGGCUUAUCAGCGUAGCCACCAGGCUCAGACCCACCGUCACCCCCCUGCCCCGGCUCUACAUCAGCAGGAACUUAUGGUGCUGGAGCUGCUGUGUCAAAUCCUUCAGACUGACUCCUUAUCAUUGGUCCAGCAGUGGCUGCUGCUCGCGGGCCAGAGGGAGAAGGACAUGGUGAUGGGGUUGAUUCAACAGGCCAUGAAGGACAGUGUCUUCCUAAGGCAGCAGAGUAUGACUGAGUGCGAGGUACCCAGAUGCCAUCCACGCACCUCUCUGUCGGGCCGGGUACUUACUAGCUGUGGACAUGCGAAACUAAGACUUCAUACCAGUUCAUCCCAACUUCAGCUGCCAAUCAGCAAGGAGGACAAACCAGAGAUGAUUGGAGAUGCAGAGGUACUUGAGGUCCACGCAGAAAGCCCGAAACCGCCCGAAACUAAGCAACAUAUUGCCCAGAAUGAUCAGAACGACCAGUGUGAUCAGAAUGAUUAGACUUCCUGAGUGUAAUGCUUCUGUUCUCAUCAUUUAAUGUAGUUAGUAGGAAGCCUGUUUCUGUAUCCAGAAACAUUCUCUGAAUAGUUAUUCUGUAUGAUGUAACACUGUUGUCAUGGUUAGGCAUGAGCCAAUUAAAUCAGAUUAUUGUCCCACUUUUUUUUCUAUUUUAUUAGCUUGGCAUAUGUUCUGUAAGGCGAUGUAUGACCACAAUGUGUUUAGAUGCCUGAGACUGUGAGACAUGCAAUGCCAGGCUAAGUUAAGAGCUAUCUGGAUAAUGACUCACAAUUAUCUUUUGAUUAUAUCUCUAAUUUAGAUAGCAAUAAAAAAAGGCAUUAUUGAACUA